Miscanthus lutarioriparius is the source of this 702-nucleotide messenger RNA. The record is from the annotation of a GenBank genome assembly. Lineage: Eukaryota; Viridiplantae; Streptophyta; Magnoliopsida; Poales; Poaceae.
AUGGCGACGUCCAAGUGCAUGUGGUUCGCAUUCGCCAUCACCUUCGCCGUGGUGGCGGCCACCCUGCAGCCGUCGGCGGCGACCAGAGUCCUCGACGCAGACCAAGAAGCAGGUUCUUCUCGGCCGCCGGCGUGGCGUCCCCGGCCGCUCCCUCCGCUUCCUUGCAUCCCAGGCCUGCCGCGUCUGCCGUGGCUGCCGCCCUGCAACAACGACUCAUCGUCAUCAUCAGGCGGCGCACCGAUCGUCCCGCACCCGCCGCUCCCUCCGCUUCCUUGCAUCCCGGGCCUACCGCGGCUCCCGUGGCUGCCGCCCUGCAACAACGACUCAUCGUCGUCGUCAGGCGGCGGCGGCGGCGCGCCACCUUCGCCGGUCGACCCGCCGCAGCCGGCAGAGUGCCGCACGUCCCUGUCGGGGCUGGCGCCGUGCGCCAACUUCCUCACCAACGCCACCAGCGGUUCGGCGCACCCCGCGGCCGCGUGCUGCGACGGCCUCAAGUCGCUGGUGAAGGACGCGCCCAUCUGCCUCUGCCACGCCAUGAACGGUGACCUCGGCAAGGUUCUGUCGGCGCCCGUGCUACGCUUGCGCGUGAUGGCGCUCCCCCGCAUGUGCCGCGUCGCUGUGCCGUUUGGCACGCUUCGCAAGUGCAUCAGGGGGCCUGUGCCGCCGAUGGAUGCGUCACCAUCUGCACCACCGGCAGCAUAA